AUGGUCUCCAAGGCCAUUAAGGUUGCCGUUUACGGCGCCGCUGGCGAGUCAGCGGGCCUGAUCGUAGAUCAGCUUCUCGCAUCAACGACUCCGUGCUUUGAAGUCACAGCUCUAGUCCGGCCCUCUUCAAUUUCGAAGCCUGCCUAUGCUAAGCUGGCCCAGCGCGGUGUCAAAGUCGUAGCUAUCAAUUUAAAUGGGCCAGACGUUGAAGCUGCCAGGGUUUUAGAAGGCCAGGAUGUCGUCGUUGCUUCAGUGCCCCCCAACGCGCUCGAUUCCCAACUCCCCCUGAUCCGAGCUUCCAAACUCGCAAACAUCAAUCGGUUCAUCCCAACCGCUUUUGCGAUGGCUCUUGACCCAAACGGUAUCUCUACUGUACAACCCAUGAAAGAGAAGAUUUACCAAGAGCUUGAAGCAUGCCUAAUUCCCUACACUGUCAUCGAUGUCGGGUGGUGGUACAACGGCUUCAUACCCGAGGUGCCAUCUGGGAAAACUGAUCAUGCCAUUGCGCUUCCGGACUUCCUCAGGAACUUGGUCCCUGGAGAUGGAAACAUGAAAUCCUAUGUAAUUGACAACGAAGACGUCGGAAAGUUCGUCACUCGCAUCAUUGUCGACCCUAGGACUGUCAACAAGCGGGUUAUGGCUGCGGGAGCAAGCAUGUCUUUCAACGAAAUGUUUGCCAUUGCUGAAGAGCUUACGGGCGAGAUUGUCACCCGAAAACAUGUUUCGGCAGGAGAGCUGAAGUCGAUGAUCGACGGCGCAGCCACCCAGGUCCAAAGCGAUCCAAGUAACUACCUUCUCCUUGUCGGCAGACUGUGGCUGGAAUAUUACUACUCCUCCUUCAUUGACGGCGACAAUAGCCCUGAAGGUGCUAAUCGCUUGGGUUAUAUCAUGGCUGGAGAUCUGUACCCUGAUUUCAAGUCAACCACCUUCCAGGACUUUUUCCAAGAGACCUUGGACGGCAAGAGACGGAUCCCAUAUUCUGCUAAAUGA
This is a messenger RNA of Colletotrichum gloeosporioides, 990 nucleotides long. RefSeq lists its product as uncharacterized. Bases 1 to 990 code for a protein of 329 amino acids. Lineage: Eukaryota; Fungi; Ascomycota; Sordariomycetes; Glomerellales; Glomerellaceae. The transcript has 4 exons. The record is from RefSeq and is a predicted model, not a curated record.